GGCAUUUUAAAUCAGCUGUGUGGUGGUAUCGCAACGUUGCAUUGUUGUGUUUAUUAAAAAGCAAUGGGAGGAAAGUGAUAAAAUAAACAAUAAAAAAAAUAUUUUGUAUUAAACUCUUGGAAAAAGCCCCACUACAAAUUCAUGCCGUUAUGAUGUUACUGAGAUAUGAGACAACAUUAAUUGUAUAUCAGCACAAAGAUAAAACAAUUCUGUGCCGAGUUAAUGUGGUGCCAGCGAAACAUCGCGAUCCACAUAACACCUGCCGAGCCCUUACAACAGAUCAAUGGUCUAGCUUUGAUAAGGAAUUACGCUCAUGGUUGGACAUAAGGGACACUAAUGAAAGUUCCGACUCAGAGGAGGACAAGUUGUGCCAAUUUAUUGUUAAACCAAAUUUAGAAGUGAAAAUACGCAAAUCCAAAUUAUCUUCAAAAGUAUUCUACAAGUGUGUCAAAAACCCAGAUAGUGCAGAGGAAUUGACUACUUCAGAUGCUCUCCCAGUUUUAGAUUGUAAAUUAGAAUAUAAGGAGAAUGUCCCCACAAAGCUGCCGCUAACGCCAUCAUUACCUUCAGAUGAAUAUGAACCCAUUGCGACAACAAAUGCUCUUGAUAAUACCACAGGUUCCUUGUCAUAUGAGCCGUAUACACCGUCAAAGAAAAAACCCUCUUCUAAAUACAGUAUUGCUGAUACAAUUAAAACGCCUGGUUUGGAUUUUUUGGGCUUUGAAAGUGCGGAUGAUGGGUAUUCUCCCCUGGUAGAUGGAAAUGUGGCCCUAAGUGAAGCCACAGUACCAAUAUACAAGGCGGCACCAAUAGGCGAUAGUCCAGAUUCAAUUGCUAACGAAGUAAUUCAAGAGACUGAUGAUGAAAAUGAAUCGGGCAGGUACAGACUGAAACGAGAGAAACAACGUAUCAAUGCUGCCCUGGGAGAAUAUAUUCCCGAUAUUGUAGAAGAUGCACCCGCCUAUAAUCCCACCCCAAUUGAGGACACAGCAAAACAACAGAAACCAAAAGUGCCUAAGGAGUUUAUCAACAAAGAGGAAGAAGCAAAUGAGGAUCGCAAAAAGCUGCCGAAGAAUAAGAAACGUGAUAAAUCUUUUAAAGAAAUCAAGAGCAGCAGCAGUCGCCGCAAGGAGGAUAAAGAAAUUCAAUCCUCCAGCGAGAACGAGGAUUUCAUCCACCGCAGUAAAGACAAAGAAAAAAAGACUGAUGGACAAAAAUCAAAGGAAAAUAAAAGUCAUAAAGGGAGUAAAGAGGAUGUUAUAUUAAAAUCUAGGACACGUAGCACCAAAAAGUCAUCACCUUUGUCGUCCAGUGAAGAUGAGUUCGAAAAGUUGUCUGCCCCAAGCAAGGAAAAGGAUACUAAGAAAGAGAAACGUAGAUCUAAGGAGGAAAUAUUGGAAAAGUCCAGCAAAACUGAGAGCACUGGCAGAGAUACAAAAGAAAGUAAAGUGGUGAACGCAAAAUCAGAGACAAAAGACCUCCCAGGGUUACCUUCAUCUUCUAGUGAAGAAGAUUAUGAAAAAUGGUUCACAAAACCAAAGGAAAAGGAUAGAAAGAAGGAAAAACGUAGAUCAAAAGAGGAAGUAGUUGAAAAUAAUAAAAAAUCAGAGUCCUCCAAGAAAGAUGCCAAAUCCACAACCUCAAUUGAUGGCGAAGAUAAAUCCAAUAGGCAUAGAGAUAAAAAGAAGGAAGAAAAACGUAAAUCAAAGGAAACCACAGCAGACACAGGACAAACGGAUGCUAAAAAAGAUGAUGAAAAAGUACCCUUAACUGAAUCCACAACGAGAAAAGAUAAAACUUCCACAUCAUCAUUAAACUCUAUUAGACGUUCCGAACGUUCUCCCGCAAAACCCAGACGUUUCAUUGAAGAGCAAGAAAAAUACCUCCAUCAAAAGAAACCCCGGAACAAAGAACUUUUCGGCACAGAUGACGACGAUGAGCCGGAUAACAAACCAAAAGCUAGCGAUUCCAAUAAUAAUUCCAGCAAUAAGUUGUCAACAACAGCAUUCCAAACACCCAAAUCAAAUAAUAAACCCAAAUCCAUACUACUCUCCUCAUCUUCAUCAUCUUCGGCGAAAAAGAAGCGUAAACGCAAUGAUUGUGAACAAGAAAAGGCUGACAUCAACAAAUGGCUGGGCAAGAAAGACAGCAAACCACAGGGGGAAACCGGAGUGUCGUCAUCUAAAUCGUUUGAGGACAAAUCAUCAAAGAAAUUAAAAUCAUCAAAAGAUGGAAAGGAAACUGCUCGUUCAAAAUCCGACUCGCCUCAGCCCAUGGACAUUGUUAUGCUUUCCGAAAAAGAAAUGGAAAUUAUACGCACCAAAGCGAAGAAACAACGCGAGGAUAAUGAAAAGUUAAAGGCUGCUUUGGAGAAAGUCAACAUUGCACCAAAGGAAGUGGAACAGUUAUCGCUCAAAGACAUGACUCUCAAAGACUUGAUGGACACAUUUGAAGUAUAUAAACCCGAUUUGGAUAAGAUCUAUGAGAAAUAUUGCAAAAAGGAUCAUGUGAAAAGUCAUGAAGGUGCCAAUCACUGUCUUGUCAUAGGUCUGAUCGAUCGCAACAUACAAUUUAAAAUGUUGGAACAAUUAUCCGAAGUAUACAACAGCAUAAAUAGUACAACACAAGCCACUCUAUAUGCCAAUGCUCUGCUGCCAGAAUGGGUACUGCGCAUUUUCAUGGAAAGAUACAAUUUGAAACGUACCGAGGCCAUACAACAUAUCGAAGAUCAAGAUGCUUACAUGUCCUACACAGAGGCCCAAAACGAAAAUUCAUUUCUGGGCGAACUUUGAUGUGGCUAUAAAAUCUUAUUGGAAAUGUUGUUUUUUGUUGUCAUAUCACUUAAAAUCUUUUACUUUACAUAUUUUUAAUUGCAAGAAAAAAAGCUGCGCUUUCGAAAUAUUUUGAAUUUAAAAUUUUUGCUAAUAUUUUUUACCACAUACUUUACAGAUUGUUGCCUCAUGUGCUAAUGGUUGAGAUAUUUUUGUAUUAUAUCCCCCCACACUGUUUGCCAACUUGUGACAGGAGGGGGAGGUUGAAAACACAAGAUAGAAAUAUUUUUUUUUAAAUAUAUUUAUCAUAGAAAAUA
This is a messenger RNA of Stomoxys calcitrans (stable fly), 3088 nucleotides long. RefSeq names its product DNA ligase 1. The transcript is spliced from 5 exons. The record is from RefSeq and is a predicted model, not a curated record. NCBI's taxonomy places the organism in Eukaryota, Metazoa, Arthropoda, Insecta, Diptera, Muscidae. The coding region runs from base 150 to 2792 and encodes 880 amino acids.